Messenger RNA from Calliphora vicina (urban bluebottle blowfly), 731 nucleotides. RefSeq names its product GILT-like protein 3. The coding region runs from base 69 to 716 and encodes 215 amino acids. Lineage: Eukaryota; Metazoa; Arthropoda; Insecta; Diptera; Calliphoridae. The transcript is spliced from 6 exons. The record is from RefSeq and is a predicted model, not a curated record. Gene Ontology annotation, molecular function: oxidoreductase activity, acting on a sulfur group of donors, disulfide as acceptor.
UUAUUGUUAUUAAAUCGUAUUUAGAUUAAAUUCUCAAGAUCUUUUUGGUGCUUUUUGUUUUUGCAAAAAUGAAAUCCAUUGUUUUAUUAUCGUUUGUUUACUACUGUGCGCUGGUGAUUAAUAUUAUUAAUUGUGUCAAUGCCACAACUCCGGAAGAACCUAAAAAGCUGCAAGUGGAAAUAUUCUAUGAAACCCUAUGUCCGGAUAGUAUGCUUUUUAUACGCAAUCAAAUCUAUACCUCAAUGAAAACAAACGAAUGGCUUCCUUAUACGGACUUGGAAUUCAUACCCUAUGGAAAAGUUGGUGUAUGGACAGAUCCCGCUACAAAUAUAACCAAUCUCUAUUGUCAACAUGGCCAACGGGAGUGUGAAUUGAAUGCUCUGCAUGCCUGUAUUGUGGAGCAUAAUACAAUCGAAGAACAAUUGGAAAUGUUCAAUUGUUUGCUAAAUGGUUAUUCCACUGAUGUUGAUGUGUGCUCCAAACGUUUGGAUAUUGAUGUAAGCGAUGCUAAAAAAUGUAAAAAUACACGCAACAUAAAUGACAUUUUAAAAAAAUAUGGCGAUAAAACGGAUGCAAUAGAAAUUUCAUUUGUGCCCUCAAUUGGCUUGGGAGGGGUAUUUGAUCCCUGGAAGCAACGUGCCAUUUUACAUAAUUUCUCUAGAGUAUUUUGUCGUAAAUAUAAAGAAAAAUUUGGUAUUACUUUAGAAAAAUGUUAAAAAAGUUAAACAAAA